CUUUGUAAGAAACACCAUUUUGGCAUCAACAAACCGGAGAAGAUCACGGCAUCUCCUGAUGACUCAAAGUUCCUCCUCAAGACGCUGACACAGAUUAAAUCCAAUGUGUCUGCUCCCAAUAAGAAGAGGGUAAAAGAAAAUAAGGAAAAGGAGAAACUUGAGAGGCGGUUAUUGGAUGAGUUAUUCAAGAUGUUUAUGGAUUCCGACUCUUUUUACUACAGCCGAACCUAUGACCUGACCAACUCAGUGCAGCGGCAGAGCGCAAGCGAAACUCCAGAGCUCGCACUGUGGAGGAGGGUGGAUGAACGCUUCUUCUGGAACAGACAUAUGCUGCAGGACUUGAUCGAGCUUCAGGAUGAACAUGGAGGCCUCUGGAUCCUGCCGGUCAUUCAAGGCUUUGUACAAAUUGAGGAGCUUGUUGUGAACUACAAUGAGUCUUCAGAUGAUGAAAAGAGCAGCCCAGAGAGCCCCGGGCCCCAGGAGACCACCUGUGUUGAUGAUGUUCACCCCCAAUUCCUGGUGGCGUUGAUAUCACGGCGGAGCCGUCACCGAGCAGGAAUGAGAUAUAAACGUCGUGGAGUGGAUAAGGAUGGAAACGUUGCGAACUAUGUGGAAACAGAACAGUUCAUCCAUGUCCACAAUCACACGCUGUCCUUUGUGCAGACGCGGGGCUCAGUGCCCGUCUUCUGGAGCCAAGUAGGAUAUCGCUACAAUCCCCGGCCGCGCCUUGAUAAGGGUGAGUGGAGCGACCCUCAUUAACUAUUGCAUUGUCGG
Hyla sarda is the source of this 774-nucleotide messenger RNA. RefSeq names its product phosphatidylinositide phosphatase SAC2-like. The annotation marks the transcript as partial. The transcript has 5 exons. Gene Ontology annotation, biological process: regulation of endocytic recycling; phosphatidylinositol dephosphorylation. Gene Ontology annotation, molecular function: phosphatidylinositol-4-phosphate phosphatase activity. Gene Ontology annotation, cellular component: early endosome; clathrin-coated endocytic vesicle. The record is from RefSeq and is a predicted model, not a curated record. NCBI's taxonomy places the organism in Eukaryota, Metazoa, Chordata, Amphibia, Anura, Hylidae.